Messenger RNA from Neopsephotus bourkii (Bourke's parrot), 4039 nucleotides. RefSeq names its product melanocortin 2 receptor accessory protein 2 (gene MRAP2). Lineage: Eukaryota; Metazoa; Chordata; Aves; Psittaciformes; Psittacidae. Gene Ontology annotation, cellular component: plasma membrane; endoplasmic reticulum. Bases 3506 to 3949 code for a protein of 147 amino acids. The transcript is spliced from 3 exons. The record is from RefSeq and is a predicted model, not a curated record. Gene Ontology annotation, molecular function: signaling receptor regulator activity; corticotropin hormone receptor binding; type 1 melanocortin receptor binding. Gene Ontology annotation, biological process: protein localization to plasma membrane; regulation of adenylate cyclase-activating G protein-coupled receptor signaling pathway.
AUUUCCUGCAGAAUUCUCUCACCGGUGCUUGGGAGCAGUACAGACUGUACAAAGUAAUAGCCAUGUAGUAGGGUUGUAGAAAGAUGGCUUCUGUAUUACCUUUCAGCUGAUGCAGUGCACAGUAAAUAAGUUUGUGCUUGUUUUUUUCAUUAACUUCUUUCCUCUGGCUUCAACUCUUAGUUCCUGGGGUGGAGUAAAACAGAACAUAGUGUUGGUUGCUUCCCUUCCCCUCUAUGAAGAAUGUUGGUUUUAUGGGAAUGUAGGGUAUAUGGGAAUAGCUGAGUUGCUAACUUCCCAUAGCUAAUAACUUCUGAGUUAAUUGUACAGCCUGGUUGAUGGAACUGAUGCAUCAAGGUGUAGUGCUAAGCCUUAUCAGGCUAGAACUUCUCACAGUUUGGAAUGCUACUCCUUUUUUCCUGCCUUUUGGGUUCUUCACAGUUUGUGAACGCCAAAAGUUGGUUUAUUUAUUCAGUGAAGAGUGCUUUGACUCUCUGUCAGUAAGCAGAAUGGGAGUAUGCGGAGAAUAAGUGUAGUUUUGAAUGAAAAUUUACCAAUCUUCAGAAAUGAACAGUACAUUGACCAGACUGCUUGGAUUUAUUCUUGUGUGUGCAGGUCUAGUUUGGAGGUAGCUGUUCCUGUUACAUACAACACCAGUUUCAGAUGUACACAAAGCCAGAUUUGCCUUUGUGGCCCCAGUGGUGGGGUAAACCAUGAAGUUGUGCUUCGGAUACGGUGUGUGUUCAGUUACGCCUUUAUGUUGACUUAUUUUGAAAGGUAAGAGGCUGUGAGCUUUGUGCAGUGUGUCAGUGAUAUCCAGACUGAAGCAAAAAAUCUGACUGCAGCAGCAUUUGACUGCUGCAGUUCCAAGAUGUGGAUUUCGUGCAGAUAUAGCCCAAGUGUCAAACUAGCUUGCUCAAGUACCACUGACUGGCAAGCUGUGGUCUUGCAAACUUCCACACAGGUUACAAAUGAAGUCUCCUGAAGGUGUAACUCAGCUCCAGAAGUUGGAGUUGGGUAUCCAUGCGGUGUGUCUGGGGACCCAUUGGCAUCCUUUAUUUGCAGAGGGCAGCCUGAUGUUCCAGGAGGCAGCCAUGAGCACUUGCCCUUUUUUCCAGGAGACUGGUCUCCCUGAAUCUCCUGGUUGGGAGUACUGAAUACGACCCUGCUUUGGCAUUUCUUGAGUGAUCAAAGUAAAGAUUUUUGUUGCUGACUUACUUCUGAAAUUAAUGAACCAGUGAGGAGAAACUCUCUGAAUCUAUAUACAUCAAAGUCAACAGAGGGGCUUUCAUGUUUGCCUUACCUCCCAUGCCCCCUCACAAAAGCCUUAGCAAGGUCAAUUGGAGGAGCUCCCUGUUAUGCCUCAGAGCUGUGGGAUGAAUCACUGCUGUCCAUUCCUGGCAGAAAGAGUGCUUGAGCGCAUCUUGUGGGGGACUUGCUUCCCUGAAGCCCUUAUCUGGCACCUGCAGUCCCUCCAUAACCUGAUGCAGUCUGGCAAAUGCACCAAACAGGCUGCUAGCGUGUCAGCUCACCCUGCUUUGCGCUUCCUCAGGGGGUGCAAAGUCUUAAUGUUCACUACUUUUGCUGUGCUGGUCCUUGUUCCACCAUGCUAAGCUUAUAAAGUAGAAUAAAAAGUUUGUUUUAACAUAUUUCAGACUGAGGUUUUGGAGGCAUGUGGACACACAGAGCUUACAAGUCAGCUCUAAUCUACUUUGGGACAAUGCUUAUGCUUAGCUGUACUGAAUGAUUUAGAGGCUUUGUAUGUCCCACAAAGCCUGAGGCACAGGUUAGCCUGGGAGCUGGUAACCCAGAUUGUAGUUAGCAUCUCUGCCUCUGAUAGUGGCUGUCUACAGUAAAAGAAAGUCUAGAAAUGCCUGUACUGUAUGGUUAAACACUGGAACUUUUAGUCCUAAGAUAAAGUGAGGACAAAUUCUUUGUGCCCCAGAAGUGGUUAUUCUCCCCAUAAAUCAUAAACGGACACUUCUAACUGGACUGGGAGAGAGAUUUUUAUAUGGCCCAGUUAAGUCCAUCUGCCUGCACUUGAGGUGGAAGAAGAAACAUUUUUCAGGCUGUUUAUAUACCCUGUUGUGAAGUUUUCUGCCUGCAGAUUCCUGUUCAGCUCUUUUUAUAAUAAUAAAAGUGAGGAGGUGACAGUGAACUUCAGUUAUGUCAUAUAAGAAAUAUUUGAAGGAAAGACCCCUCUGGAAGGUUAUAAAAGAGAAAAACAGCCCUUAAACAGGAAUAUGACAGUCUGUCAAGAGGCAGGUCAUCAACAAAAUAUUGAGGAGCAGGGGAAAAAGAUGGUGGGAACCCUGUGCAGCGCAGUGUAGUCUCAGAGCCCAGACACAAAAUGAAACACAAAAUCUUGUAAGAGACAGUUGACAGAGCUGAAAUGGGAGUCAGCUAGGACAGGAAGCUUAGGUUUUAAACUGUGCCAUUUGCUUCUCCUGGAGGCAGUAGUCACUUUAGUUGAUUAAAACUAAGAAAAACUGAAGCCUAAUUAGAUAUUGUCUUUAAUUCCAGGAAAUAAGAAACUUUUCUAGUCACUGGGAAAGCUAAAGCUUUACUGUUAACACAGGCACUUAAAGCUAGACGUACCUCUUUCUGUUGUGUUCUUUAAGGGUUGGAAAUAGAGGGUGGGAAACAGCCAUGAACUGGGUUGUCCAUUACAGCCACAUUUUUUCUUCCUUCUCUGUGCUUCAGGCUAUUUAUUCUUGCUGGGAGCUUUCUGAGUUGUAGAAAGAACUUUUUUACAAAUCCGAAAUGCUGUUCGUACCCCCUGGGUGAAUUUGUGUUCCUCACUUGUGCCUGAUUCUUGUUAUUUAUGUGUGUCCCUCUUAGCACUUUAGUUGCACAGCCUUAGUUAAUCUGAUUAUCCUUAGGAAGGACUGAAGUUUCAGUCAUUUUCAGAGACACUGUGAUUUAGGGCCCUUUUUGUAAAGAGAUUUUAUCUGGGUUCGACUUGCUCUGCGAAGGUUCAUUGUUCACACAACAACUGAUUGCAGUAUUUCUACGAACUGCAUGAAGUCUUCACCCUGAUGGGUUUUAAUUAAAUGCAAAAUUACCCAAAGCUCAAUUUGCCUUUAUAAGAAGUAUUUUGUAAUAUGUUUCAAGUUGGAUGUCCUGGCUCCAGCUGCUGCCACAGAUGCUCUGUGCAGAGAUGUGCUUUCUUUUGGUGUGCAUAAAACUGUCUAAUAAUCUGAAAAAAUUACUUUGCAAAAUGUAGAUCCCUGGUGUAGGGCUGUGUUAAUGACAUAAGGAUCUAUCAGGGCAGUUUAAUGAUGCUCAGUGUUGCAUUGCAGUUUCUGUUAAUCUGUGGGGAAAAUCACUGCUGUUUUGUUUUCCUUCGGUAGUGGCGUAUUGAAGCUGAUAAAUUGCACAGAGAAAUUUAGGUUGGAAGGGACCUCUGGCGGUCAUCUGGUCCAACCUGCUGGUCAAAGCAUGCUCAACUAGAUCAGAUUCCAUUGUGAUUGGAUUUUGGGUUGGUCUUGCAGUUUUUGUUAUCUUCAUGUUUUUCGUCCUGACCCUGCUGACGAAGACAGGAGCACCACAUCAAGACAAUGCAGAACCUUCUGGAAAAAGAUUUCGCAUGAAUAGCUUUGUGGCAGAUUUUGGAAGGCCUCUGGAGUCGGAGAGGGUCUUUUCUCACCAAAUAACUGAAGAAUCACAGUCACUUUUCCAUUUCUGUAUUAAUGAAGUGGAACAUUUGGACAAAGCAAAACAAAAUCAGAAAGGUCCAGGUCUGGAGAGUAAUACCCAUUUCCAGGAAGCUCCCAAGAGCAGCGGUAUGUUUGAGGAAGACCUACAUUGUCUUACAAAAUUUAACAUUCCUAACUUUGUGAAUGCUGAGCAGAACUCUUCGCUAGGUGAGGAUGAUCUCCUCAUCUCAGAGGCACCAGUCGUUUCAGAUAGCAGAUCAAUCAUGCAAUCUUCCCAUCGGAUCCUUGACUAAAAAGCCUUUUACUUUAAGGUAAACAUUCCUGUUACUCUCCAGUUUGAAGCCCUUUGUGGACUUCUGGUAUUGUGAUAGAAGGUAUUUCAG